AUGUCUGACAGCUACGGUGGAAACGACAGCUACGGCUCCAGCCGUCGCGACAACGACAGCUACGGCUCUGACAACCGCCGUGACGACAACGACAACAGCUUCGGCUCCGGCCGUCGUGAUGACGACAACUCAUUUGGCUCAUCUGGCCGAGACAACAACGAGUCCUCUUACGGAUCCGGUAACACCGGACUCGGUGGAAGUGACAGCUAUGGCUCUUCCAACCGUGACAACGACAACACAUACGGUUCCAGCAAGCGGGACAAUGACUCUUACGGAUCCAGCAACAAGGACAACGACUCGUACGGGUCUAGCCGCAAGGAUAACGAUACCUUCGGCUCCAGCGGCCAGUCCGGACUCGGUGGAAGCGAUAGCUAUGGCUCUUCCAACCGUGACAACGACAACACAUACGGCUCCAGCGGCACUACUGGUCUGAGUGGCGGCAGUGACAGCUACGGCUCAUCUCGCCGCGAUGAUGACAACUCUUACGGCUCCAGCAAGCGAGACAACGACAACCUCGGUGGCUCUGGAAACACAUACGGCUCCAGCUCAGACAACUACGGCUCCUCUGGCCGCACUGACAAUGACUCUUACGGCUCCAGCCGCAACGACAACGAUUCCUACGGAUCCAGCAACACAUACGGCCGGGACAACGACAACGACAAGGAGAAGUCUGGUGGUCUCCUGAGCAAGGUCAAGGACAAGGUUGAGGACAAGCUCCACGGCAACAAGAACCGUGACAACGACAAUGAAUACUAA
This is a messenger RNA of Fusarium sp. VM40, 756 nucleotides long. The record is from the annotation of a GenBank genome assembly. NCBI's taxonomy places the organism in Eukaryota, Fungi, Ascomycota, Sordariomycetes, Hypocreales, Nectriaceae.